AUGGCAGGCACUUACGUGAACGAAAAGCGCAAAGGGGACUUUGAUCCCCUAGAAUUCUCUUGGUAUGAGCCGAAAGUCACGGAGGUUGAGGAAAAAGCCCGGAAGUUGCUCGAGAACUAUAGCCAUAUUCCUCCGGACAAAGUGGUGGAUCAUGUGAAUGAUUUGCGUGACCGGGCUUUUGCUGUGUUUCCCUAUCCUUGCAUUGGCGCCUUUCGCUUUCUAGAUAUGAGCAUAUGCCAAUCUCCUGUCUAUCCGGAGAUUCUUGAAAGGCUGAAGUCAGGACAAAAGCUACUUGACGUCGGCUGUGCUGUUGGCCAAGAGCUGCGGCAAUUGUCCUUUGAGGGUGUCCCUUCUGAAAAUUUAUAUGCCGCGGACUUGCGUCGGGACUUCUACGACAUAGGCUUUGAUCUAUUCAAGGACCGCGAUCAUCUCAAAUCCGAAUUCAUCGAGGCGGACAUUUUUGACACCAACUCUGAUCUAGUGAAGCAGCUCACCGGUAAAAUGGACAUUGUCAACGCCGCGUCCCUGUUCCACCUGUUUGAUUGGUCUCAACAAGUGGCUGCUGUCAAGCAGGCUAUUACCUUGCUCCGCCCUGAGCCGGGCUCUUUGUUGAUCGGGCGUCAAGCCGGGCGACGAGAUCCGAUCCAUUCAGACGGCAACGGUGCUGCUCUCCUGCGCUAUCGACAUGACGCUACUACGUGGCAGAAACUUUGGAAAGAAGUUGAGAGAGAUACUGGCACCAAGUGGGACGUUCAGGCUUGGGAAGAGUCUUGGGAAGGUGUGGAUGCAGUAUUUCAGAAGUACCAUCCCGGAGUAGAGACCAUUAAGUUGAGAUUUGUGUCUCGGAGGCUAUAG
Penicillium macrosclerotiorum is the source of this 855-nucleotide messenger RNA. RefSeq lists its product as uncharacterized. The transcript has 4 exons. The record is from RefSeq and is a predicted model, not a curated record. Bases 1 to 855 code for a protein of 284 amino acids. Lineage: Eukaryota; Fungi; Ascomycota; Eurotiomycetes; Eurotiales; Aspergillaceae.